AGGAAUGUCUUCAGCAGCCAUUGAAGUUCUUGUCCAAAACCUCAUCAACCUUCUCAAGGAUGAGUACUCUCUCCUUCGAGGUCUCAACAAAGAUGCUCAUCAGCUGCAGAGGACUUUGGAGACGAUUCAAGCCUACUUGAGUGAUGCUGAGAAGAAAUCCAUCACCCAAGAUUCUGUCAAGAUCUGGUUGAGGGAGCUUGAAGCCGUGGCUUUCGAUGCUGAGAAUGUCUUGGACGAAUUCAGCUAUCAUCUUCUCCACAAACAAGUUAAGAAAAUGAUGACACCCAAAGCCAAGGAUAAGGUACUAUCAUUCUUCUCAUCCUUUAAUGGCAUUUCGAGUCGGCAUAAUAUGGCUCACACAAUCAAACAAAUCAAUACUACUUUUGAGUCUAUGAAGAAAACGGCAAAAGAGCUUGGCCUUGAAACGUUGGUUGUGAGUGCACCUGCUGCUAUUGCUCAUACUUCCAUUGAGUCGGAUUCGGUCAGUCUUGAUCCAAUCUUCAUUGGAAGAGACGAUGAUAUGCCUAAACUAGUUCACAUGCUCACCGAGAUCCAGGAUGAUCGGAUCUUUUGCAUGGUUGCUCUAGUUGGAAUGGGGGGUAUGGGGAAGACUACGUUGACUAGGAAAGUCUUUAAUCAUGAAAGUGUAAAGGCUCGAUUUGGUUCACUUAUUUGGGUUCAUGUUUCCCAAACUUUUGAUCCAAUUAGUCUUUUCAAAAAAAUCCUUUCAGCGUUGAGUUCACAUAUUGGUGAUGGAGUUCAAAGCAGGGAACUUAUCUUGAAAAGGCUUCAAGAAGUUCUCAAGUCUAAAACUUAUCUUCUCGUUCUUGAUGAUGUAUGGAACGAAGAUGUUUCAAUGUGGGAAGACUUUAUGAAUUCCAUGUCUGGAGUGACUUCCACUAUGGGAAAUGGCAUUUUGAUCACCACCAGAAGUGAAAAUGUUGCUUCAACCGUUCACCCAUUUUAUAUUCAUCAUUUGAAUGGAUUAUCAGAUGAAGUUUGUUGGUCUAUAAUCAAAGCCAAAACUUAUGACGAAAAUGGUGAAGUUCCAUCAGGAUUCGAGAUGACAGGAAGAAAGAUUGCUAAAAGAUGCCAGGGUUUGCCCUUAGCUGCCAAUGUAGCUGGCGGAGUGCUUCGCGGUAAGUCUGAAGAAGAUUGGCGCUUCAUCAGUGAAAAAUGGCUUUCAGCUGCUGAAGGAGGUGACAAUAUCUCAAAAAUAUUGAAAUUGAGCUUUGAUCACCUCUCUUCACCGUUGCUCAAGAAGUGUUUCAUGUUUUGUUCGAUAUUCCCCAAAGGUUGGAAAAUCGACAAGGAGGGAUUGAUUGAACUAUGGAUGGCAGAAGGUUUUCUUCAACCAAGCCGAAGAGAUGACAUGGAGUCCGUGGGCGACAUGUUUUUCAAUGUGCUUCUACAGAACUCUUUGUUGCAAGUUCAAAUGAGUGAUGAUUAUGGAAAUGUGGAAAGUUAUCUGAUGCACGAUCUUGUGCAUGAUCUCGCAUCUAAUAUUUUAUCCAAUAAUUCAGAUGGCAACACCCCAAUUCGAUAUAGGUUUCUCCAAGAAGAAUUAAGUCCUAUUCCAGAAAAGGAGGCCAAGCAUUUGCGUACAUUAUUCUUGCAUGGUGAAACUUCUGGUACGAAGUUCUCAUGCCUAGAAUAUUUGCGUAAUCUUACUCUUUCUGGUAAUUAUGAAGAGCUUCCCAAUUCAAUUAGGGGGUUGGUACAUUUGAGAAAUUUGAAUAUUUCGGAUACAAGGAUUCGAAAGUUUCCCAAGUGGAUUGGUGAGCUUUAUCACUUGCAAACAUUAAGAGCAAGGAGGUACAUAGAUGAACUGCCAAGUACGUUAAAGUACAUGUUUAACUUAAGGCAUCUUCACAUCCAUUUUGAUGCAAAGUUGCCGGCGGAGAUUGGGAGAUUGACUAAUCUCCAAACACUACCUCACUUCACAGUGGGCAAUCAGAAGGGCAACCAAAUUGAAGAGCUCGGAAGUUUGAAGAAUCUCAAAGGAACACUAGUAAUUCGUAAUCUGGAGAUGGUGCAUGACAAGGAAAAGGCUCUGAAAGCAAAUAUGUUUCAAAAGCCAAACUUAUUUGAUCUGUCUUUUGAAUGGGAUGAUGGUAGAGAAGAUGAAAGAAAUGAUGAGAAUGUGUUGGAAGGCCUCCUACCUCAUGCAAAUCUGAAGAAGUUGAAGAUUUCAGGAUUCAAAGGAAAAAGAUUUCCAAUAUGGGCUGAAAAGAUGGAAGUACGUGAUGGGCCUCAAGGCUCUUGGGUACCGCUUGCCAACUUGAUUAAAAUUAAACUCUCCGGGUGCUCAGAAAUAGAGGAAAUCCCAAUGCUGGAGCACUUGCCUAAUCUCAAGUCUCUUUCUUUGAAAGAAUUGAAGAAGGUGAGGUUCAUGAAUACUUCAUUCAAUCAUUUGACGUCACUCAAAAUAAAAGAAUUAGAGGCAUUGGAAUGUCUGCCAGAAUGGUUAUUCCUUAACAAUCAGGAUAUCUCAACUUUGAAAAUAUCAAAUUGUCGUGUGUUGAGUAAAUUACCAGAUGGCUUGAACACCCUCCAUUCUUUGGAGAAUUUGUAUAUUUGGGGUUGUGAGAAUCUGAAAUCGAUUGGGAAUCCAAGUGGCGGAGCAAGACAAUCACAGGGGAUCCUCCGUGCGCUGAGUAUUGUAGAAUGCGGAGAGCUGAUGGAAUUUCCGUGUCAAAUGCUAGAGUCAUGGGCCCCUACAAUUAAGGAUCUUGAAUUGGAAGGAUUAAGGAGGCUAAAGAAUCUACCAAUGUUAAUUGACUGCCUCGCUAAAUCAUCUACUGGUCUCAUGUAUUUGAUAAUCACAGGUGUUCCUAAAUUGAUGGGUGCUAGUAGUAAUAGUGUUGAGAGUUGGGAUCUUAGCAAGAUGAAAUCAUUAAGCAUAGAUGUGAGUGUGGAAUGGUCAAGAGAGGAUAGUGUUGGCAUUGCAGACACUGUGGAAGGGAUGCUGCAAACAUGCUGCAACUCACUUAUAUGGUUACAUAUAAAGGGGUGGAAAUUUGGGAGUGGCUGCCCCAAUCAAUCCAAUAUCUCACCACUCUUGAUAUAUUAACAUUGGAGAAUAUAGGAGUAGAAGAAUUGCCACAAUGGUUGUGGAACCUCUCAUCUCUAACAGAGUUAUAUCUUUGCCGUUGCAACAAGUUGAAGCGUCUGCCCUCUGUGGAUGCGUUGAACCGCCUCACUACAUUAGAAGAGUUGCAUAUUAUAGAUUGCCCGGAACUACACAUUGAUUCGGAGUGGCGCAACCACCAUCUCCAUCUCAAAAUCGAGGUCGAUGGCGAACCCGUUUGAAUGUUGUUGCAAUUCUAGAGCUUAAAAAGUUACAGUCUCGGAAUAGCUUGAUGUUCACUCAGGACAUGUGAAACAGCUGCAGAUGACUUUGGAGAAAUCUUAAGAAGAUCCGUACCAAUCCUGGAACAUGCCUUUAUCUUCACAUCGAAGCAAUCCAUGACUUAACUGGUUUUAAUUUGAUUGUCUAUAUGCAUGUUGUUCUCAUAAAGGAUUACAUAGCUUUGGUGAUUCCUCUUGGUUUCUGCCACUGCCACUCCUUCUCCUUGCUGCAAACCCUUAUAUAGUGCUCUAUCUUGUGCCUGACUUUUGGGGAGGUAAUAUACCAUUUGGGCUAUAAGUUCUAACUGCUUUUGAGCUUGGUUUGAAAUGGUGUUACUUAAUGGUAUAAGAUUGGGGAAAUCUGAUUUCCCAUCUUGAUAUUGGUAGAGUAAAAAUCUGAUCUCUUCUAUCUUGAGCUCAUCCUACUCUGGUUAUUUGUCUUGGUUCCCCCUUUGAUGUCAAUUGGAUGCGAGACAAUUUGGCUGAUCUCACGGCUUCAGUUAUUGCCCUCGUAUUCCUCAUUUUGUGUUUGCAUCUUCCUUUCCCUUCUACCUAUCAACGCUCUUUUAACCUCUUUUAUAUAUGAUAUUUAUUUUUCUUC
This is a messenger RNA of Salvia hispanica, 3952 nucleotides long. Lineage: Eukaryota; Viridiplantae; Streptophyta; Magnoliopsida; Lamiales; Lamiaceae. The record is from RefSeq and is a predicted model, not a curated record.